Messenger RNA from Linum trigynum, 1974 nucleotides. NCBI's taxonomy places the organism in Eukaryota, Viridiplantae, Streptophyta, Magnoliopsida, Malpighiales, Linaceae. The record is from the annotation of a GenBank genome assembly.
UUCGCCACAGUACAAAUCAACACGUUUAAUUAACACAAAAGAAGAAGAAGAAAAAAAAAUGAAGGUUUUGAUGAUUCUCCUUCUGGCGAUCACUAUUCAUGCAGCUGCCGGCGGCGAUCCCACCGAUGGUUUCACGGAGGUGCCAUUGAAGCCGUCCAACAUCGUCCUCCAGAAACCAUUCAACGUCCCUCUGGACCAACGCUACAGCUUCAUCGACGGCGUUCACCGGAUGUGGGUCUACUCCGACGACAAGCCGUACAGUCCCGACAGCGACACCCAGCCUCGUACCGAAAUCCGCAUCGCAGGGCUGGACUACUCGUCGGGAGUGUGGCAAUUCGAAGGUCACGGUUACGUUCCCAAAGGAACCUCCGGAGCCACCGUGGCUCAGAUUCACGGUGCGAGUCACGGCGAGACGACGUUGAUUCUGAGGAUCUACGAGCCGGGGGAGAUGAGGUACUACGAUACCCUCCACGUGGCUGGCGACCUGUACGACACGUGGUUCCGGCUGAACAUUGUUCAUGAUGUUGACGGCGGCAUGGUGACGGUGUUCUUGAACGGCGAGCAGAAGUUCCAGCACCACGAUGAGGGUCCCGGCGAUUUGUACUUCAAGUGUGGAGUUUAUGCGGCUCCUGCUGACAUCAGCCAUUACAUGGAGUCCAGGUGGAAAGACAUCAAGAUUUACAGAAAAUAGUAAACCUAAAACAUGGAGGGUUUUUUAUUUACCAGUAUAUUGUGGACUAUAUGGUUGGUUAUUUCACCCAUUACUUUUUUGUUAAUAUUGAUUAUAUAAUGUGCUUCUAUAUUUUUAUUUUUGUAUUCAUGGUGGUAUUCUUAUGUGAAUUACUUGUACAUAUAUAACUUAAGUUACAGACUUACAGUGUGUUCUACAAUGGUUGUGCCAUAGAACAAUAGAUUUACUACUAGUAAUCCCAUGGUAAAAAUGCUUAAGUAGUAGAAUAAAAUACAAAUAGAUGAUGCAUAAGAAGUACUGCACAUAAAUACGUACACAGGGGAUUUUAACCAUUUUUGUCUCAGUAGAGUCUUUCAGUGGCUGGGACAUAGUGUUAGUAAUUUGUCAUUCUUGGCUCUUGUUUAACCAAAUCUCGGGGUGGCUUGGAUGGAGUAACUGUGUCUAUGUGAUAUUUGUAAAGUCAAAUAACUCAUUAUCAGUAGUAAUUGGAUUAAAGUAUCUAGUUUGUUAGAACCAUGCAUAUGUAGUAUUUGACAAAAACAAAUGGUAAAACGAGUUAUUUUGAAAUAAUGCGAGGUAGACUAGAAACUAUCACAAAUAACUUGUUUUGAGUUAUUUGUAAAUAACUAACUCUCCAAAUAACGCAUUUCGAUAAACUAUUUUCAAAUAAAUUAUUUAUCUCCAAAUAACUCGUCUAUCCAGAAAACUCAAACACAAGGAAACAAUUCAUGCAUAAAAAGCUUCCAAUGUCAACACCAAAUUACAACACAACGACUUGUAGGGAGGGAGAAUAGUCAAAAGUGAAAAUCAGAUAAUAUGAUAGCUGUGGUGGGCUAAAUUGUGGGCCUCUUUAUUGAGAUGGACUUGUCUUCAUUGUGCCAUAUAUGUAUUAUGGGCUUUGCCUUAUUUUCAACACCAAAUUGUUAUUUAGUUGAUUGAGUAAUGAAAAAAUUGAUGCAAAUACUAUAUAGAUUCAUAGGAGACAAAAUGGAAAGUAUUUGAAUUGUUACUAUCUUAAGAAUUUGUGACUUUUAUAAAUGUUAGUAGUAUACUGUUAGUUGGAAAAUUGCUUUUACGGGUUAAUCCACGACCUAACUGUUCCCAUCUACCAUCAACCCAACCCAAAAAAUAAUGUGACUGGACAACGAAUCAUAAUUAUACCGACUUACUAAUAAAAAAGUAGUACGUAAAUCUGAAACCAAAACCCACCCAACCCACCACUCAUUACCCACCCCCAUUGAGUGUGAUGAGUAAAAAAUAAAAAAUAAAAACAGCCUGCUAAG